Molecule: messenger RNA, 3789 nt
Organism: Ooceraea biroi (clonal raider ant)
Lineage: Eukaryota; Metazoa; Arthropoda; Insecta; Hymenoptera; Formicidae
Product: E3 ubiquitin-protein ligase TRIM33
Cellular component (GO): chromatin
Molecular function (GO): protein binding; zinc ion binding
Source: RefSeq, a predicted model, not a curated record
UCUUUUACGACGCGUUGAAGGGAUUGUCCAUCGUCCGUGCUGAUCAUGGAGAGUCGAGGUAACGACCUGAUGAUGGAAUCAUCGGUAUUGCCCAUGGUGGUGAAAGAGGAGCCGUCCGAGCAGAAUACUUCCAAACAAGACACGCAACAAUCUCAGAUCAACGAUGCGAUUUGCGUCGACGAGGAAUGCGGCGAGUUUCGUAUUGAGUGUACCACUGAGAGUGAGGAGAGCGAGGUUCGUGCGUUUUUGUCAAAAUGUAUCUUCUGCGGCAAGGUGUUUACCCCGGGAGACAAUCCGAAGCUUCUGGAGUGCCUGCACGCAGCUUGUACAACAUGCGUCACUAAUAAGAUCAGCGAUCACAACACAUCGGUCGACGUGGACGUGUUGUUGGAGAGCAACGUUAUUAUGUGCCACAUCUGCAAUGUGGCCAGCCAGGUAGAGAAUUUAAUAGAGAAUAGAUUUCUUUCAAAGUUACUGGAGGACGAUGGCAGUACACUGGACUACGAAGUUAAGGAGGCAGAGGAGGAAACUAAAUGUACCAGUUGUCAUGACAAUGUCACCGCCACUAGCUGGUGCGUCGAGUGUGAGGAGUUUAUCUGUCCGAGUUGCGUUAUGGCACACGAGAGAUUAAAGAUAACAAAGGAUCAUACCAUCAAGCCGAAAGACGAAGCAAGCGAUAGAGACAAUGCUAAAAAGGGUACCAAAAAAGUACCUGUAUAUUUAUAUUGUACGAUCCAUCCUCACGAACAAUUGUCCCUAUUUUGCCAGACAUGCGACAGAUUGACUUGUAGGGACUGCCAGCUUAGUGAACAUCGUGAUCAUAAAUACAAGUUUAUUCAUGAAAUUGCGGUUGAGACUCGUUCCGCGAUAUCUACUUUGCUCAAAGAAGUUAGUUACAAGCGAGUACUGCUGAGAAGUGCGAUGAAAGUUAUUGAAGAUCGGCAGGUUCUGAUAUCGGAGAAGAGAAAGAAUCUUUGUCAAGAUAUAACGCAAACGAUAAUACAUAUGACGAACACAAUCAGUGCAAGGGGAAAGCAACUGGCGACGCGGUUGAGCGAAGUGUGUGAUCAGAAACAGAAUACACUGAAUGAAAAAAAGAUUGCGUUAGAUCAACUGUCCAGACUCACGGAUCACUGUAUACUUUUCGGCAAUUACGCACUGAAGAAAGGCUCGGACAUGGAAUUGUUAUAUAGUAAAAAAUCUCUCACAAAUCACUUGCAAAGGAUAAAGAGCAGGCGAGCCGAUAUUCCAAAUCCCGAAAUACCCGUCAGAAUACAUCUGUCCUUUGAAAAAGUGCCAGAUCUGCUAAAAGUACUAUCGUCGAUCGGAGCGAUAGUAGUCGACGGUAGAGUGUACUCAUCUAUAUCACCGUCGGCCAGCGGUGCAGCUUAUAAUAACGAGCCGCAAGUUGAGAAGCAACCAAACAAUUCGGCAUCAAAUUCACCGUCCGUUCACACGGACGGUUCCAUCAUUCAGGGAUUGUCGUCCGGGAUGCCGACUCAACAGUCCCCGAACAUGCAGCAGCAGAAUCUCUAUCAGCAAGUGCCUCUGCAUCUACCGCAGCAACAACAGCAGCAGCAACAACAGCCGCUGCCGCCGCCGCAACAUGUGCAACAGCAGUCGCAGAGUUACGUGCAGCAGCAGUACGCCGCGCCGCACAAUAUGCCAUCCCGAUCGUCGCCGCAGACGCAUCAACCGCGCGUACCGUACAAUGUUAAUUACAACAACAGACUGCAACAACCUAUGGUGAUGCAUCAGCAACGGCCACUGGCCAAUUGCCAUCAGCAACAGGUCACGUCGUCCACGCAUCCGCAAGCACACAACCUGGAUCAGCUCGGCGGGCAAAACGCAAGUCUGCGCGGGCUCCUUGCGCAUAAUCCUCCCCCGCUUCCGCCGCCGUCUUACGCAACGUAUCGGACACCUAAUCACGUACCGUAUCGACUGCCACCCGCGUACAGAUAUCCGCCAGGCGGUAAUCCACAGAGAGGAACGAUGAUUUCGGUACCACCGCCCACGUAUCAACCGGCAAACACACGUUUGCAGUGUAACUUAGCGUCUCCACAGGCGCAGCACUUAGCAAACUAUCCUAUGCAGCAUCGCUGGCAUAUACCUCAGCAAGCGAAUCCAUGCCUUCCUUAUCCCUCAUUGCGACAUCAGUCGACAGUACUCAACUCACACAUGUCAGUUCCUAUAAAUGAUACAUACAAGAUUAUGUUAAAGAACAAUCAGCCAGCGAGUAAUAAUCAAAAGAAUUGCGGCAACGUAAGCGCGAGCUCGUGCGACAAUCCGCCGCAGUCGCAGAACUCGUCCACCGCUGCCGGACACGCGGUCAGCUCGUCUGUACCUAAAACACCGAGCCCGGGUCUAUCCUCCACACCUGGCAAACCGGACGAAACUGAGAAGAGUCUCGACAAAUUUUGUCAGAAAUCGUUGAACGAUCUGAUGCUCACCAUAGCGAAACUUGAUAGUAACGGGAUCGUGGUGAUACCGGAGGCUCAAAGGAAUCAGAUGGACUCGGCGCAAGUCGACAGCUCCACUGACGAGGAUAUGAAUUCGCUAACUGAAAAUACGACUGAUAAUUCGAAAAGUACAGCGGCGUCUAUGAUGAUGAAGGAUGAUCCUAACGAGGACUGGUGUGCCGUUUGUAUGGAUGGCGGAGAUGCGGUGCUGUGUUGCGACAAAUGUCCGAAAGUCUUCCAUCUCUAUUGUCAUAUACCUAGUUUAAAGUCGUUUCCAGAUGAAAGUGAGACCUGGCAGUGUAUGCUAUGUACGAACAUACUUGAUUGUUCAGACGACGUGAGCGGCGAGCAAAAGUCAGUCGGUAUGAGCCCGAAAGAACUGCGGAUCGCGCAAAGGAUCGUCCUGGAACUCUACUGCCAGUACGAGCAAAGCCUUCCCUUCCGGGAGAUCGUAUCGAGUGAGAUCGCUGAUUAUCACCGAAUUAUCAAGAAACCAAUUGCGUUAGACGUAAUUAGGAAUAAGCUGAAAUCUGAUCACGUAGAUCAUUACACAGAUCUGAGACAGGUCAUGGCGGACAUUAGACUCAUGUUUAAAAACGCCUUUACCUACAAUCCGAUGGAUUCUCAAGUUUAUCAGGAAGCCAGAAAUUUAGAGGAGUUCUUCGAGAAGCUAUUGCUGAAAUGGGCACCGAAUUACGCGUACGAUGAUCCCUUUCUCGCCACCGAUAAGGAUGAGGACGAGGAGGUUUUCCCACCCAACAGGAAGUACAGGCGUACGAUCACCGAUUAAUAGUGAAUGCGCAAGUCGUUCGUCAAUUGUACCUCGCUGAAAUAGCUGCAUCUGUGGUACUAGAUUGCUCUCAAGACUAUUUACAUUAAAUUAUGCUAUUAAGAACUCGUGAUAACUGCUAAACGCGAAAACUAUUGUAAUAAGACUAGCUCCAAGGAAAAAUGAAACAAGUUAGUAUACGUUCUGUUUUACCCGCGAUAUUCGUAAUUCACAUUGUUUCAGCGAUUCUUGAUGAACGAUAUUACGAUGACAAGCGAAUGUGACUUUGUCUUGACAUAUGUUUCAAUUAUAAGAUAGAUAUUUUAAUGUAUCAGAUUAUUUUAAGUUAAAACUAUAUUGCUUGAAGCUUUAUCAUGUUAUCGAACUUCAAAAUGCUUGUUAUUUGCAUUAGAUUAACGUUAAAUUUAAUUAGAAUAUUAUUAUAAUUAUUAUAUAUAAUUAUUUGUUGAAUGACUUCAAUUUUCGCCUUUUUACUCAAAGCAUGCAAAAUAUUUUAUAAAGCAUACAAAAUGUGAGAAAUAAAAUUUCAUUUAUAAUUUU